AGAACGGAACACAGUUCAAGAAUCACGAUUCAGACUAAAACGUCUCCGCUCCUCCCUCCUGCGGGGAGAAGAGCAAGAGCGCACAGCGAACUUUUGCCUCGUGCCUGCAAAAAGACAAGCAGCUCAGAGACCAUUGCAACUUCGACUCGGACCCCAAGAAGAUCAAGGAGACACUCCGUCUCUCGGAAAUCCUCAAACGACACCGGAAAUGAGAUGGUCGCCACUGCCUCCGGAACGGUGCAAAUUUUGUUCGACUUCACGCGGGGCUCCGACCAGGCCGGAAGUUGGUCCGAACACUCGGAUACCGUGAAACCAUCGGGUAUGUCAAAGGCGGUGAUGGUUACGCAGAAGACGCAGCAGUUCCAGCGAGUGAUACUUUUCACCCUGUUCAACCCGCAGCCCAACGGAUCCGGAUUCGCGUCCGUCCGCUGCGACACCAGCUUUGAUCUCUCGGAAUUCAACAGCAUCACCGUACGCUGCAGAGGCCAGGGAGUUAACACCAAGUACAAAAUGCUCCUCCGGCACAAAGGACUCGGCAAAGACUCAGCCGUCUACGGUCAGAUAUUCGCGGCUCCCGAAAAGGAAUUUGCAACAGUGAGAUUGCCGCUGGCUGAAUUCAAGCCGUAUCAUCGCGGCAUGGAGCUCUCGUUGCAAACGAAUCCGCUGGAUGUAACGUCGAUCACCAAUGUUGGAUUAAAAGUGGAUAACGGGCAGUAUCUCCCGGAGAAUCAACCAGGUGUAGCAGCUCUUGAGAUUGAUUGGAUCAAGGCCACAAAGUCGGCUGCAACUUGAGUUGUUUGCAAAGAUAUCGUUAAUUGAAACGAGAAUUGCCUUAUUCGCUGUAACAGAGUGCGAUUUCAAUGUGAAAAAUUUUACGUAUUGGAUAAAUCGAAACGAUGAAUGCAGAUGUGUUUUAGUUGUUAAUUGCGAUGCUGAGGUUCAAUAUGAUACAUAUAUGGGUGAUUUGCACCUUCGUAUGCAAAAUAAAAACUAUAUUUGAAUUGGAAUUCAGACUGUUCAUGGAAUCCGA
This is a messenger RNA of Diprion similis, 1030 nucleotides long. RefSeq lists its product as uncharacterized. The transcript has 3 exons. The coding region runs from base 214 to 792 and encodes 192 amino acids. The record is from RefSeq and is a predicted model, not a curated record. Lineage: Eukaryota; Metazoa; Arthropoda; Insecta; Hymenoptera; Diprionidae.